AGACUCGUCUGUUCAUUGAUUGCUCAACCAUCGAUCCCCACUCCUCGAGACAACUCGGAAGCAUCCGCAACAUCCUGGCCAUCAAUUACAUCGCCACCAGCGGAGCGCUGAAUAUGGGCCGCGAGGGGGGAUUAGAUAUCUACAACCUGACUGAAUUGAUCAACUCGUCUACUGGUCGCUGCUGGCCGAUGGAGGUUAACAAUCCCGUUCCUGGGGUGGUUUCAUCUGCACCUGCUUCGAAUGAGUAUGAGCCUGGGUGUCCGGUUAGUAUGAUCAACAAGGACUUGGGGCUUGCUAUGGCUGGAGCGGCUGAAGCAAAGAUUUCUCUUUUACUGCCCAGUCGGCGCGGGGGGGCUACAAUGCGGUUGACGAGGACUGUCUGUCUUGGGCGGGACUUUUCAAUUUUGUACCAGUGGCUUCAAAAUAGGUCGUUCAAAUAGUCUGCAAUAUACGGAAUUCAGAUGAGGAAUUUGUAGACCUAUAGUU
Molecule: messenger RNA, 486 nt
Organism: Aspergillus wentii DTO 134E9
Lineage: Eukaryota; Fungi; Ascomycota; Eurotiomycetes; Eurotiales; Aspergillaceae
Exons: 1
Coding region: 114-440 (108 amino acids)
Biological process (GO): L-valine catabolic process
Cellular component (GO): mitochondrion
Molecular function (GO): NAD binding; 3-hydroxyisobutyrate dehydrogenase activity
Source: RefSeq, a predicted model, not a curated record